Plasmodium cynomolgi strain B is the source of this 1536-nucleotide messenger RNA. RefSeq names its product GNS1/SUR4 domain containing protein. The coding region runs from base 1 to 1536 and encodes 511 amino acids. The transcript is spliced from 2 exons. Gene Ontology annotation, biological process: fatty acid elongation, saturated fatty acid; fatty acid elongation, polyunsaturated fatty acid; sphingolipid biosynthetic process. NCBI's taxonomy places the organism in Eukaryota, Apicomplexa, Aconoidasida, Haemosporida, Plasmodiidae. Gene Ontology annotation, molecular function: fatty acid elongase activity. The record is from RefSeq and is a predicted model, not a curated record. Gene Ontology annotation, cellular component: endoplasmic reticulum membrane.
AUGAGCCCCUUAACCCCCCUGAGCCGCGCAUUCUGGGCGCCCGGGAAGGGCAGGGAACUGGCGGGGAAGUACGAAAAAACGAUCCUGCUGAUCUCGCUGCUAUACAUCCCCGCAGUGUUGGUGUUACAAAGAGUGAUGAAGAAGCGGAAGGAGAUAGAAGCCAAGGCACUGAAGGUAGCAUGGAACGUGUGCCUGUCGAUGUUGUCCCUCAUAGGAGUGCUGCUAAUCCUUACGUAUGACCCCAAUGUGUUAAAGAGUAUAAUCCUAGAGGAGACAGAGUACAGACCAGAAACAAGAGCAGUUAUCACCAUUUUUACACUUACAAAAAUAGUGGAGUAUGGAGAUACAGUAUUUUUAAUUUUAAAAAAAAAAUUAACAUUUUUACACAGUUAUCAUCACUUAAGUGUAGUAAUAUAUUGUUUGUAUUCUCAGAAGGAAUUAGUUUCUCAUGCCCAUUACUUUGUCUUCCUCAACUUAAUUGUCCAUACCAUCAUGUAUUUUUAUUUUGGCUUUAUUUAUAUUGUCCCAAAAAUUCUGUACAAGGUCAGGCAAUUCAUAACAUGCUUACAAAUUAUCCAAAUGUUCAUAGGAAUUUUUAUUUCCUAUUAUGCUAUAAAAAAUGUGGAUAAUCCAAUUUAUGUGAAGAAUGCAAUUGCGAGUUUGGUUUUAUAUCUGACAUAUGCGAUUUUAUUUUUAAAUUUUUAUUUCAAUAAUUAUUGUAAAAAUGUGAAAAGCAGCGUAGCGACAUAUAUGAUCAGUGUACAUAUAUUGGGACUGAUUGGACUGAUAAUGCUUUGUACAAGUAAUGACACGUUGAGAUUAUUUAUUGAAGUUACCAUAGGAUGUGUAUUUACUCUUACGUUACUAAGCUGUUCCUUCCAUUUUAAUACUCAUUAUUGUCACCUGUGGAAAAAUAAAAUAGCAGACACAAAUUUUUUUGAGCAAACUGAUUUACUUAAUACGUAUAAAGACAAGUACUUCUCUAACAUGGCCUUUUUAAAAAAAAUCACUUUACAUAUGAUUAAAACUUGUUUGCUUUGCUUUAACGGUCUUGCAACGUAUGCACAUGAUUCGAUAUUCCUUUUUGUAAAUUUUUACUCGGAGAGGCUUAAGAGGAUUUCUCACGAGUCGGCUGCGCUGGACAAAAGGGGGGACGCACUCACCGCGGGCCGUCCGCAGGGUGGGGUGGGCGGCCUGAUAAGCGGCACGAUGAGUGGCGCGGACCUUUACAACAGAUCGAUAAUCUCCUACAUUAUAUACAAAUCACCUAUCGAAAGUAUAGCCAAAAAUUUUGAGCCCAUUUCGCCUGACCAGUCAGCAAGGAAAUCAAUCCAGCUAACACUUUUUAGCAUGGCCAAGCAGGCGAUACAGAACUACCUGCUCUACAUUGUCUGUUUGAUUCUCCCUAUAUAUUACGGACUGCGAGUGUACAACGACGCGCUGCUGGGUCUGUGCGUACACGGAGCGCUCAGGUGGCUCAUCGAAAUUUACUCUACCAAAAUUUUUAACAAGUCGCACAAGCUGCACGGGCAUUGA